GUACUGCUGCAGCUGAUUCGUCCACGGCCACCUCCCGGUGACAGUUUGUUCACCAUCAAGGGACAAGAGCAGCUGAUGGUGAUAGCCAGUGUUGUUAAGAGUUAAGAAGCAAGAAGGACUUGGGAAGCUAUGGGCAGGGCACGCAGGCCCCCACCUGGGCAGCACAGGCAUUGUGAAGGAUGCAUCAACCGCCACUGCCAUGUUCCUGUGGAACCCAGCAUCUCCUGCCUGGUGAUCAGUUGCCGCCUGCUCUGCGGUGCCACCUUCCACAUGUGCAAAGAGGCAGAGCAUGAACUCCUCUGCCCUUUAGAGCAGGUUCCAUGUCUCAAUUCUGAAUAUGGCUGCCCUCUCUCCAUGUCCCGCCACAAGCUGGCCAAGCAUCUGCAGGUAUGCCCUGCUAGUGUGGUCUGCUGCUCCAUGGAAUGGAACCGCUGGCCAAACGUAGACUCAGAAACCAUCCUUCAUGAGAACAUCAUGAAAGAAAACCCCAGUGAGGAGUGUUUGGACACAGCCCUGGCCCUUCAGGACCAGAAAGUUCUCUUCAGAUCGUUGAAGAUGGUAGAACUUUUCCCAGAAACUAGAGACACCACUGAGGAGGAGCCAAUGAAUGAUGAAGCGAGUUGGGAAGAGCUGGGAGGUGCAGUGGGGGGAACUGAUAUACGUUCAGCACCACAUGGCUGUCUGUCAGUAAUGAAUGGGGAAAUGAUGGAGUUAAGUCAAGAAGAACGGGAGAUGUUAGCCAAAACUAAAGAAGGAAUGGAUCUGGUUAAGUUUGGCAAGUGGGAAAAUAUGUUCAGCAAAGAGCAUGCCGCCUCUGCUUUAACAGGCUCAGCAGGGAUGUGUGAGAACAAGAGCAGGAAUGGAGGAGGGAAAGAACGGAGUUCUGGUGGUAAUGACCCCGCUGACACAAAGGAUGCUUCAACACCACAGGAAAUCCAGAAGCAGCAGGAAUUUGCUGCAGCCAUGGAAAUGACAGGUUUUGCCCCCUGGCAGGAUGGUGUUCUGGAAAGACUGAAAACAGCUGUAGACCCAAAAGACUAUAACAUGUACCUAGUACACAAUGGUCGAAUGCUCAUCCACUUCGGGCAGAUGCCUGCUUGUACCCCUAAGGAGAGAGACUUUGUGUAUGGCAACCUCGAGGCUCAAGAAGUUAAGACCGUCUACACCUUCAAAGUACCCGUGAGCUACUGUGGAAAACGAGCCCGCCUUGGAGAUGCCAUGCUGAGAUGUAGGCCAAGUGAGCACAAGGCCGUGGAUACUUCAGAUUUAGGGGUCACCGUGGAGGACCUGCCAAAAUCAGAUCUCAUCAAGACCACCCUCCAAUGUGCUUUGGAAAGAGAACUCAAAGGCCACGUCAUUUCUGAGUCCAGAAGCAUUGAUGGGUUGUUUAUGGAUUUUGCCACCCAGACGUACAACUUUGAAGCAGAACAGUUUUCCUCAGGGACCGUGCUGGCUGACCUUCUGAACACUGGCAACCCCGGGGGACUCCACGUGGAGCUCCACAGUGAGUGUGUGACCAGGAGACACAACAAGAGCAGCUCUGCCUUUACGUUUACCUGCAAUAAGUUCUUCCGGAGGGAUGAAUUUCCCCUGCACUUCAAGAAUGUCCAUACAGACAUUCAGUCAUGUCUCAACGGCUGGUUCCAACAUCGAUGCCCCCUAGCCUACUUAGGGUGUACGUUUGUUCAAAACCAUUUCCGUCCUCCAGGGCCAAAGGCAAAAGUGAUCUACAGUCAGGAGCUCAAGACCUUUGCCAUCAAGCCAGAGGUUGCCCCUGAGCUUGAUGAGGGAAGAAAUAACCAUCUCUCAGGCCAUGGAGGAAAAAGCCAGAAUUCUUUAACAAGCUUGCCCCUGGAGGUUUUGCAAUACAUCGCUGGGUUCUUGGACAGCAUCAGCCUGUCCCAGCUCUCCCAGGUUUCUGUGCUGAUGAAGAAUAUCUGUGCCACUCUGUUACAAGAGAGAGGGAUGGUCCUCUUACAAUGGAAGAAGAAGAGGUAUUCCCAUGGAGGCACUUCCUGGAAAGUCCACAGACAGAUCUGGCAGUUCAGCAGCCUUUUCUCCAAAAUCAAGAGCUGGGAGUUUAAUGAAGUCACCUCCAUGUCUGAGCAUCUGAAGGCCUGUCCUUUCAACAUCAUAGAGCACAAGACUGACCCGAUCCGUUUGACCAGCAUGUGUCAACCCCAUGAGCAGGCUCGGGAGAGCUUAGUGUCCACCUUUAGGGCCAGACCACGAGGAAGACACACCUAAAGAGCCACAGGUCACCACUCCUGAAUUUCUUCUUGGAGUUAUUGAAAAAGUAGGACAGUGUGGUCUGAGAGCUCCUCUGUCAACCAGAGAUCUGCUUCUCUAGUGUAUUGAAAUAUGCAAUGUCCUUCAAACCCACAAGUUGAACUGGGCCUAAAAAUUUUCUAAGCUAUGGCUUAUAGUGUGAUAUGACAUUGAUGGCUUCCCUUCCUUUCCCUCCCUUCUCUUCCUCAUCAUUCCUCUCUUCUCCUUGCCUUCUCUACCCUUUCUUCUCCACUCCUCCUUUUCUCCCCCCCCCCCUUUUAAUAGAUCGGUCUAAGGAGAAAAUAAGUAACUUGAGGCCAUUUGAAAA
Molecule: messenger RNA, 2596 nt
Organism: Dipodomys ordii (Ord's kangaroo rat)
Lineage: Eukaryota; Metazoa; Chordata; Mammalia; Rodentia; Heteromyidae
Gene: Fbxo40
Product: F-box protein 40
Exons: 4
Coding region: 130-2247 (705 amino acids)
Cellular component (GO): cytoplasm
Molecular function (GO): protein binding; zinc ion binding; ubiquitin protein ligase activity
Source: RefSeq, a predicted model, not a curated record